This is a messenger RNA of Nerophis lumbriciformis (worm pipefish), 1752 nucleotides long. NCBI's taxonomy places the organism in Eukaryota, Metazoa, Chordata, Actinopteri, Syngnathiformes, Syngnathidae. The record is from RefSeq and is a predicted model, not a curated record.
AUGAAGUUCAUGGUGGUUCUGGUGGGCGCCGGCACGCUGGCCUUCCUCGGCGCUGUCAUCUGCAUCUUCGCCAGCGUUUACCCCCGUAAACGCGCGGCGGCUCCGGGAGACAACGGCACCCUGACGUCAGAGACGCUCCUCCAGCCUCUGGAGCGACCCGGCGCGGUGGCUCACGCCGGUCCGCUCGGCGCCCUGCACGGUUCCGACUCCUACGGCGGAGAGAACGAUCUCGGCGGCGGAUUGGGGAUCCCUUCGCUGAACGAGCUCGACCUCGGGGAGGAGACCAGCCGAGGCUCGGUGAAGGCGUUCGGUUACAGCCGACUCAUCUGCACGCCGGUCCCGCUGGGAGAAUGUAAGGGGAAAGACGCUGGGCGGCAGCCGCUGGCUGACGACCCUCUCGCCGACAAGGAGUGGAGCUUCCUCCGCACCACCGCCGAGGAGCUCCGGCAGACGGUCAUACAGCAGAACGACCAGAUCCUCAUGGACCAGAGGACCAUUCGGGAACUGACGGGAAAGCUGAGCGAGUGCGAGAGCGGCCUGGAGGAAGAGGACGGCGAGAGGCCCGGCCCCGAGCGAAGCGUCGGGGUCUGGAGCGGCAACCGGCGGAUCAUGGCUGGGGAUGACGUGAGCUCCUCGGCGGCCUCGCAGCUGCAGACAGCCCGGGCUGUGGAGGAGCUGGCUCGGGCCAUCAUGGACCUGAAAGACCGGAUAGAAAAACUAGAGGCAGAAAUAGGCCCAGCAGCCUUGAACCUCACUGACACAUCUACAGCAGCAAGCAGCAGUAGCACCCCAGUGGCAGCCAAGCCCCCUACUCCACCCACAAGCAACGCCAACUCUGCACCCCCGGGUCCGGUGGCGGCGGGCCCCGGGGGCCGUCGACCGGGCUCCCCCGCUUCUAAGCCCUCGGCCAAGGGGCCCCCUGGUCGUGGGAAGGCUCCCUGGAGGGUGGAGGACCUGGAGGGCGAGCUGGAGAGGAAAAUCAAGAUGCUGGAGAAGGAACGGCAGGCCAUAAGGAAGGAGACGCAAGGCCAGUAUGAGAAGAUCAACCAGGGCUUGGACACUGCCAACCACCGUGUCAGUGAACUGGAGCACAGCCUAACUGAGCCGUCCUUCCCCGACGGCUUCGUGCUCUCCUUCCCCAUGCGCACCAACUACAUGUACGGCCUGGUCCGGAAGGAGAUAACGGAGAUGUACGCUUUCACCGCCUGCGUGUGGCUAAAGGCUAAGGAAGGCGGAAUUGGCACGCCGUUCUCUUACUCAGUACCUGGACAGCCCAACGAGUUGGUGUUGCUGCAAGGCGUCCACAACCCUGUGGAGCUACUCAUCAAUGAUAAGGUGGCACAGUUGCCGCUGUCGCUCCCUCAGGACCAAUGGCAGCACAUCUGCGUCAGCUGGACGCUGAGGGACGGUGUGUGGAAGGCCUACCAGGGCGGCAAAAUGAAGGGGCGGGGUGAAGGACUGGCUGCCUGGCACCCCAUCAAACCUGGAGGGGUGCUCAUCCUGGGCCAGGAACAGGACACUCUGGGCGGACGCUUCGACGCUUCCCAAGCGCUGGUCGGCGAACUCUCGCAAUUCAACUUGUGGGACCGAGUGCUGAAGCCCGCCGAAGUCGCCGCUCUGGCGGAAUGCAGCUCCUCGGUCCUCGGUAACAUCGCCCCCUGGACCGAUCUGGACGUGGACGUCUACGGUGGUGCCACCAAGGAGUCUUUAGAUCCGUGUCACGCCGCUGAGAGAUCCAACCCCAAACAGUGA